Asparagus officinalis (garden asparagus) is the source of this 733-nucleotide messenger RNA. RefSeq lists its product as uncharacterized. Gene Ontology annotation, molecular function: protein-folding chaperone binding; ATPase activator activity. Gene Ontology annotation, cellular component: cytosol. The transcript is spliced from 7 exons. Gene Ontology annotation, biological process: protein folding; positive regulation of ATP-dependent activity. The record is from RefSeq and is a predicted model, not a curated record. Bases 1 to 567 code for a protein of 188 amino acids. NCBI's taxonomy places the organism in Eukaryota, Viridiplantae, Streptophyta, Magnoliopsida, Asparagales, Asparagaceae.
AUGCAAGGAGUGUACGAGGAGUUUGGGUAUGGGUACGGGUAUGGGUACGGCUUCAGAUCAGAAGUACCCAGGAAAAGCCAAGGAAGAGUGCAGGGAAACUGGGAAAGCAAUAGAAAGAUGUAUGAAGUGAUUAUAGAUGUUAUAGAUGUUGGAUGUCAUAAAAUGAAUACAAAAAAUGGCGACUUUAAAGGAUUAGAGCUAUCAAUAUGCUUGCUUGCAGAAGGUUUAAGAGAUGAUGUUGGCACACAAGCCCCCUUUUUUUCCCUUUCCUUUUCGUCCGUGGUCACAGUGCGCAACAAGAAAAGAGUUGGAUAUACAUAUGAAUUGACCCUAAAAUUUAAAGGGGACUGGUUAGUGAAAGAGGAGAAGAAGAGAAUCCAGGGUCAUCUAGAUAUUCCAGAAUUUUCAUUUGGAGAGCUGGAUGACUUGCAGGUUGAAUCCAGGCUCAGUGACGAUAAAGAUCUCACUGCAGAUGAAAAGGUUAGGAUAAGAAGAGAUCUGCAGUCACUUGUUGCCCCCAUUCGGAUGAAGCUGCAGGAAUUUGAACAGGAGCUUAAAGAUAGGUGACGAGCAAUAAGGGUGUAGUUUAGAUUCAAGCCUUUGUGCUCGGCUGAUGUUGUGUGAUCUCCUUCUGUUGGGAUGAACUUAUGAAUAACAUUUAUAAUUAACUUUGUAAUGUUAUUUAAGCGUGGCAGUCAAUGGUGCUAAUGCGGUUACAAUCCAUUUGAUGAUA